Phyllopteryx taeniolatus (common seadragon) is the source of this 2926-nucleotide messenger RNA. RefSeq names its product G protein-coupled receptor 78b (gene gpr78b). Gene Ontology annotation, molecular function: G protein-coupled receptor activity. Gene Ontology annotation, cellular component: membrane. Lineage: Eukaryota; Metazoa; Chordata; Actinopteri; Syngnathiformes; Syngnathidae. Gene Ontology annotation, biological process: adenylate cyclase-activating G protein-coupled receptor signaling pathway. The transcript is spliced from 3 exons. The record is from RefSeq and is a predicted model, not a curated record. Bases 598 to 1611 code for a protein of 337 amino acids.
GCGAAACAUGGGUUCCGGCAGCUUAAACAGUUCCGGGCAGAACUUCUAUAUUUUUGUUUGGUCCCAGCGGAGACCUUUGAGGGGAAAAAUGUUUUGUGGACCUACUGUAUAUUUGAAGUCGACUUAGAACUAGCAUCGUAAGCAAUGUUCGCAUGGCAACAAAUUUAACAAGACCAAAAUGACAAAACAACAAAUUACAGCACAAGUGUUGAUUAAUUAGGAAUUAAUUAAAGCAUGAGGCGCCACCUUUUGGUGCACUAUUUGAGAUUUUGAAAAGGUUAGACCAGGUUCAUAAUGCAUAGUUAAAUUUUUUAACACAAAAAAAACCCUUUUUCUUUUCUUUUUUUACACAUUUGGACUUUCUUAUGGAACAUUAAUGCCACCACUUCGAUGGGUUGUUAUAUGAAGCGAUAUUGUCGAAAUGGGGCACAUUUGUCAUAAGGUCAGCAUGGUAUUGAUAGGCAGGUGCGCGCAGCGUAAUAGGGCUGCGCGCGCCGUGGGGGUGGGGCGCUUCGUAAGCAUGGUGUCGUCGCCCGCUUCAGCACGCCGGAUAGCGCCCGAGCGCGGAGGAGCCCCCGGCGACCGGAGCGACCCGCGAUGAACGCGGCCGAAGUGGCGUGCGCGGCGUACCUGGCGGCGCUGUCCGCGCUGUCUCUCGCAUCCAACCUGUCGGUGCUGCUCUGCUUCGCCCGCAGCGCCGACAUCCGCCGCCAAGUGGCCGGUGUGUUCACCGUCAACCUGUCCGUGAGCAACGUCCUGACGGCGGCGCUCCACAUGCCCGCCACGGCGGCGGGCGUGGCGCGACGGCGCCAGCCCUUCGGCGAGCGCCCGUGCCGCGCCGUCGGCUUCCUGGAGAUCUUCCUGACGGCCAACGCCACGCUGAGCGCGGCCGCCCUCAGCGUCGACCGCUGGGUCGCGGUGGUCUUUCCGCUGAGCUACUCCAGCAGGAUGCGCCGGCGGGACGCCGCGGCGAUGCUGUGCUACGCCUGGCUGCACUCGUUCACCUUCUCCCUGGCGGCGCUGCUCUUCUCGUGGCUGCGCUACAGCGACGCGUACGCGUCGUGCACCCUCCGGGCGGCGUCAGGCGACUCCCGGUUCGCCGCGUUCACGCUGCUCUUCCACGCCAGCAGCUUCGCCUUGCCGCUCCUCACGCUGUGCGUGGCCUACCUGAAGGUGCUGCGGGUGGCCCGCUUCCACUGCAAGAGGAUCGACGUGAUCACCGUGCAGACCCUCGUCCUGCUCGUCGACGUCCACCCGAGCGUGAAGCGGAGAUGUUUGGCCGAGCAGAAGAGGAGAAAGCAGCGAGCCGCCAAGAAGAUCAGCAUCUUCAUCGGCUCCUUCAUCAUCUGCUUUGCCCCCUUGGUCUUCACAAGGUUGGCCGAGCUUCUUCCUUUUGUGGACGUGGACCGCCGCUGGGGGCUGGUCAGUAAGUGCCUGACGUACAGCAAGGCGGCGUGCGAUCCCUUCGCCUACUGCCUCACGCGGCAGCAGUACAAGAAGGUCCUGGCUGACGUGGCCGACCGGCUGCUCCGCCGCAAGCCGUACCCGUCGUCCGGCCACGACAGCUCUGUGGGCACGGAGAACGAUUUCUGUCUCCAGAGGAUCGGCUGAACAAAGACGUUCUUUGGUUUGGUUUUGAAGUUUCGAACUCCUCGAUAACAUCGAUAUUUGACUUCUAAAGCCGUCAAUGGCAGUGAAUGUGUUUAAGGGCCUGCCAAAAUUAAGUGCCAUACUUUUUUUCACACCCCGAGGAGCGGGGCUUUGCAUGAACGUCUUUCCUCAGCAGUCAGUGUGGCUAGUGGUUUCCCAGAGUGACUAGCCACUCAGCAUUUUAACUAGCCACAAUUUUGUUGUUGGAUUGCAACCCUUUUCAAUGUAAAUGACCCCUGUGCACACCCAGAACGAGACGACAUCAACGUUUUAACGCUACAAGAACCACCACACGUCAGACUUCGGAGUCUGAACAACCACACAGACUUUGGUGAAUCGCUUUUAAACUAAAAACUUGAAUAGGAUAGAAAAAGGAAUUACCCGCAUUUUAGCUUUCCACUUCAGCUGUACAAUCAAUUGAUCCGCCCACAGCAAUAGACAUCAAUCUGCCCGCAUUUGGAUAGUUAGCGGGCGUUAAUGUCAAGCCCCGCCUCGGAGCAUAUCAACUGCUGCUAAUGCUAACUGGAACUUUAUCGGUGAAAAAAAACAUUGAUUGUGAUUGUUUUGUCAAAAUUAAAUGCCAAACCCUUCAUAAUAACACCGUUAGUAGGACAUAAUUGGUUGCUAAUGCUAGAUGCUAAUCCUAAAGCAAUUUACUGGAACUCAGAUAAAAAAGCCGACUCGUUGUACAGUACAGUCGUUGGCUGGCUUUUGAGUCCCCGUUUGCCGACAAGGAUGCUAAAGCUAAACUUCUUGUAAAAACCUUUUCGGGAAGAACUCUUUCUAUGGACGUUUACACGAUGUCGUAUUCUUGGGGUGGACAGUAAACCAUCACCGUGGCCUUCUUGUGAACGUUGUAGAACAGAACAAACUAGUUACGUCUCUAAAUGAUGCAGUGAAAGGUGUGGUAGCUAAUCAGUUGCACUCCGCUGAGUAAGAUACAGUCAAUGCCUAACUAAAGAUAAAGCGCUGUUUGUGACGGUGAAUAGGAAAGUAGUACUUGCUAUUUUUUUACAAGUUGUCAGUGUCCUUGCACUUUUUUUUUUUUAAUCAUCUAUCAUUUUAAGGUAUUGUUGUCAGAUGAGUUUGUCAUGGAAAAAAGUGUUAAAAGUGUUUUGGGGUCAUAGUUUAUAAAGCACUGGUGACCAAGGUCUAGCCCGUGGGCCAUUUGCGGCCCGCUGCAUGUUCAUCGUAAUCAAAUGAAAUGUGAUCUGCAUCAAAUUUUAUUUUUUAAUUGUAAAAUUGUAAUUGUAAAAUAAAUUUCAAUAUUACAAGA